Messenger RNA from Hydractinia symbiolongicarpus, 4465 nucleotides. RefSeq lists its product as uncharacterized. Gene Ontology annotation, molecular function: nucleic acid binding. The coding region runs from base 108 to 533 and encodes 141 amino acids. Lineage: Eukaryota; Metazoa; Cnidaria; Hydrozoa; Anthoathecata; Hydractiniidae. The transcript is spliced from 3 exons. The record is from RefSeq and is a predicted model, not a curated record.
UUGUUUUGACCGGUCGCACGUGUAUACCAAUCAAAACGCCUGAUUCUUUGAAAAACCAAUCAAGACUUUCGCGGCCUGGGCAAACGAAGAAACAUGAGGACCGAAACAUGAUGCCCAUUUUAGUUUUUAAAGUAAUGGUGGUCAGUGCUGUUUAUUUACAAAGGCUCAUUUUAAAUCAAUUUGGCGUAGAGUUUAAUAUUGCGACCAUACGACUCACUAGAAGGAAAUUGGGUUGGGUUCAAAGUGGUCCAAAAUAUUGCCAGUUAAUCAGAAUUCCAAACCAGAUAGCACGCUUAGCAUUCGCACAAGAUUGUUUAUUACAAAAAGAGCAGUUUGAUAAUGUUAUAUUCACUGAUGAAUUUAGCAUAUUGUUAGACAAACAUGGAAAAUUGUGUUUCCGAAAAAAAGGUACACUGCCAAACUUAAAGCCAACAGUGAAACAUCCCUACAAGGUGCAUGUAUGGGCUGGAAUUUCAAAGCGAGGCCCCACAAACAUAGCUAUAUUUAUGCGAAUAACGAGGAAAAAAUUUUAGGUGGAUGAAAUAUUACAAAAUCUUCUUCUUCCUUUUAUACAAAAGGUUUUUCCUGAUAAUCAUCGUUUUCAACAAGAUAAUGACCCAAAACAUACAAGCAAGUUUCUCCCUAUUUCUACUUUGUUGUCUGUUAUACACGCAAGGCCGAAUUUUCACCUAUAAUAAACUUUUUUUUAGGUAAGAACUAUGCUAUGAACUUUAUCAAAGAAAAUAACAUAAAUUAUUGGCCUACUCCAGCAGAAUCACCUGAUAUGAACCCAAUAGAAAUGAUGUGGCAUGAACUGAAAACUCAUAUUAGAAGACGCGUGAAACGAAACAUAGAAGAACUUGUUAACGGUAUUAGUAACUUUUGGAGCACAGUGGAUUAUCAUAAAUGCACUAAGUACAUUAAUCAUUUGCAAAAGGUAUUACCGAUAGUCGUGGAAAGACAAGGCAAAGCAUUGGGACAUUAGUAGAACAAAAAUCCUAUUGUACAGGGUUUUUUUAUCUUAUUUUUAUCUUUUAUUUAUCUUUAUUAAGCUCAACGUUCUUAUAAACUAGGUUAACUGUAAAUCUCUUGACUAUCACAACGAUCCAAUGAAUGCAGAUAAAUUUGAUAAUCAAGCUGAAAUAAAAUCUACAGAUACAACUAAAAAAAGAAAACCUGAAGAAAAACAUACAGAAGAACAAACAUCCGGGAUUAAAAAGAAAAAGCAACCAAAAAGGAAUUCAAAAGAUGCAAAAACCGAAGAAGCCUCGGGAAAAGACGCAAUAAAAAAGGAUACAAUUAAAAGCGAUGAAACAAAGACAAAAAAAGAGAAAAUAGAGAAAAGAAAAGAAAAAACAAAACAAAAGCUUCCAUUACUAAAGAGCUGGUAAGCGUAUGAGGAUCCCAGGGCUUUAACAAAAAAUAGGGUUGGCUUAAAAAUUUAUUGCGUUUUCUACCUUUUAAAUAAAUUUUAUAUAUGCUUAUGUUAUUUACUAGGCAUUUAUGGUUAAGAUCACCGAAGUGAACAAUAAAAAUUUACUUCUGCCCCGUGCAUGUUCAACGUCGACCUCCUCAAUGUUGGCACAGGCGACAACUUCACUGUCAAAAUACACGGUGCAAUCUAUGAUGAAAAAAACAGAAAAAAAUCCAUCGACACCAGAAAACGAAAUUUCUACACCAUCUUUUUCACUACCUGGCGCAUCAAUAAUAAAACUAAGCCAAUCACCACCUCCACAGGCGCGAAAAAAACCUUAACUGCAGUCUUCGCCAGCAUCUGCACCAGGUCUUCCAAUCCUUCCAGACUCGCCACUGCCUCCUCAAAUAUUUGAAACUAAUGUUUCAACAAGUAUACCAUCACCGUCUUGUUUUUGGCCUUUUAAACCACUAACGCAUUCACCAUUGUGUUCUUCAAAGACAACAGAAAAUCAGUCCAUGCUCCCUUUAACGUCGCUCCUAAACGAAGACUCGCUAUUCGUAUCGAAAGAAAUACUUGAUGAUAGCGAAAAUGAAAAGUCGUUUUCGCAAAUUUUUCUAACAAUUACGGUAACUCCUUCACAAAAUGAAUUGGUUGAACAGAUGAAAGCCUUGCGAAAGCAAGUUGAAGCGUUAUCAAAAAAUUAGGAAUAUCUGCAGUCAUUGAUAAGGCAGUUAAUAAAAGAUCGUAGUUCAGAUGCUGUAAGCAACCACGAACGUAUGAUUGUGAAAGUGGUAACGCUUUUAACAACCCCACAGUUACACGAAUCGCCUAGGCGAAGAAGCUUCCAAAUGUCGCCUAUUCCAUUGAUGACACCGACAUCAGCAUCGACAUCAGUUUCAUCAGCUUCAUUUACAAAGACCAAUACAGAUUCUCCGUUGGCUUAAUUAACGUUUGCCCAAGUGCAACAAUUGAAGCUACAAUCAAGCUCCUUACCAAACUUCGCUAAGAAUUUGUCAGAACAUAUUUUCACAAAGACUGAGCGUAGGGAGGGCAAUUGCUCGGGAACAAAAGAACGGAAAAAAGCUUGAUGAAGAAAAGCUAGAAAAAAUAAAAAACUAUGUAUUCGAAUUACAUGCCAUGGGCGCAAAAGAAAAAAAAAGAAAUGUGGCAAAAGUGCAAGGAUGCAAUCAAUGAGGCUGGAAGCCGCAAGCAGCUUUUUUGAUUAGUUUUAUAUACGUUUUUCCUAAGAUAAAUCUUUUUUUGUAGGCUAUACAUGCUUCUUGAAACUUAUUUUACACUUGAAAAAUGAAAAAAUGUUGACAUGAUUUUUGUUUGAUUAUUUCCAUUGCUUGCUUCGUCUCAACAUCGAUCCCAAGGCUUUCUUUUCUCUCUUUCUUUCUCGCCGUCCCUUGUAUCAAAAAGAUAAAAAAGCCCUGGGAUGGAGGUUGGCAUUGUCUGUCAAUUAUCUAAAAUAAAAAAAAAUAAGAAUAAUAAAAAAGGAUAUAAGUUGUUUAGCAUGGCCUUUUUCGUUAAUAAUAAGUUGUCAAACUGUAACAAAAUAAGAACAUUAAUAUCUAUACAUACUUAACAAUGAGAAAAUUAAGAACGUUCUAAGAGUCAAAAUUUCAUAUUGUAUCGUACAGAGCGCAUUUCUCGAAUAACUAACAAUUAUCUCACAUUGGAACUUUGAUGCCGAUGAAGUUGUCAAUUUUUCUGACUAAAGAUUUGCUGUAUAACAACAAUAAACAAUAAUUUCUUCGUUCUUUCUUUGUAAUUAAACAACAUUAUAUGGUCGCUGAUCUUAAAAACAAUGAUUUACAACUUAUUUACAUAACACAGGGACAUGUUUUCCUCUAAUUGGUCAAACAAGCAUUUCGGCAUUCUACAACAAGUCCCAGUUACAGCUUUCCCAUAUACAAAUAAUUCAUUAGUUUACAUAAAAUCGCUUUGUUGUCAGUUCCAUUAUUUUUAAUGCUAAUCUCCGUGUUCUUUCUUUUUUUAACUCUGAUCUUUUUUUAACAAACGCCAUCAGCUCUUGCCUGCAAAUGCAAACAUCACUUGCUUCUGCAUUCAUGCACAAAAUAUGCCACAUAUAUUUAAUUAUUUUAAGAAACCGCAAAUGAAACAAAGAAGUAUAUAAAGAACAAAAACAUGGAUCAGACCCACAAAGCCUCAAAAAGUAAUAAAAAGAUGCUAGAACUUUUUCAAAGAAUUCCUGCUAUUAUUUAAAAGAAAUAAUUUAUUAAACAUACUUUCUUAUUCUUACGUUGCAAUUUAAGAAAUUAUUUUUUUUGAGAUUAUCAUUUAAGGUGGCAGUAACCCUUUUUUAGCAGUCCAAAUAGCUGAAUUAUUUACUCAGUGUUUUAUUUAUACCAUUUUUUUUUACUAUUUCCUAAAAAUAUAAGCCUUAAUACAUAAUAAAAUGAUUUUAACUUUACACUAAAAUUGCUGAGUCAGCAGAAAUCUCUAUUUAAAAAUGUAUCAUAAACAAGAAAAAAAUCAGCUUCUUCGAGCUCCAACUUUUUACAAUCUCAUUAUUUUCCAUCAGCUUCUGGUUUUUAAUGAACCUUGGGUUAACCCUGUUAAAACGGUGUGCGGAUUUUUUUUGUUAAUUCUUAUUUUUUUAACAAAAGCCUUUUGUUUUUUUCAAAAUAUUCUUUGUUAGCAUCCCCUGCUGCAUCGAACACUGUUAAAAGAAAAAUAUUACGAAUAAAAGGAUUUCUACAUACAGUAUCAUGGCUGCAUGGUUCACCAAGCAUGUCUGAAAAUUUUAAAGUAAAACGAAAAUGCUAUCGAAAGUAAAAGCUUGUGCAGUGUACCAUAAUGAAGAUCGUCUUAAAUUUCUACAUAAUGCGCCAUCUUUGUUGUUAUUAACGUUUCUCUUUAAUAAUUACGUCAUUUCUUUCUGUACAAUUUUGCAAGCGCGUAGACUUAAACUAUAUUCGGCAGAACUAAUUAAUUAUUCAUGAAUUUUAUUUUAAAGAGAAAUUGUUGAGGCUAAAUAUUUUUGGUGAAGGAUAAUAUAUAGUAUUUUAGCCAUAAAAUCGU